UCUGGGUACAAACCCUAAUCUCCCAUUUUUCCUGUCUCAGCCCUCCGCUUCAUUGUGCCUCCUCACUUCCUCAUCCUCACAUUCACGCACACAAUACCUCAAUCUCUAAGCCCCUUAGCCGAUCUGCAGUCUAUCAUUCCAUCUGCGUCUCAGUCCCUUGCCUCACCGGAGUCACUGCCGCCAUUCGCCACAUCGACCUCACGCUAAAGCUUCAAGCAGCCGAUCACGCACUCCGAGAUCCAUAGUCGGCCGCCAGUUCAGGCUCCAACCGUGCCCAGCCGAUCAAGCCACGGCCUCUCCUCACCCACUGCAAAUUCAACGGCUACACUUGUUUGUUCUUGAAAUAUUCAUUCUGAUUUCAAUUUUCACGAUUUUUCAUUUAUUCAAAUGUCUGCCUCUCCUCAGCUUUAGCAUCGUUUCUAAUUUUCAAUGGAAGCAGUGUCAUUUAUUCAUUUCAGGUUACUGAUUUACACCGCCGUUGCAUGCUCCGCCAACCGCCGCCGCUUCGCCCACCGUUGCUAUACUGCGAACGCCAACAUGCACUGUGCAGGGCAUGUACAAUGGAGCAGGGACUAUGAAACAACGAACUAUCAAAAGGUUUGGGAAGAGGUUAGAGCAAGACUUGGGAUCACUAGAAAGACAUGCUCAAUCAAAGGGGCUAUCAAGUGGGCAUAUAGAGAUGCACGUGGAUCUCGAAUGCAUUCAAAAAUUGGUCUAUUGGCUAUUUUAUGCUCUGUUUAUUAUAUUUGGCAAGCCAGGAAUGCAAUGAUUUUUGAGGGAAGCCAAGCUGUGGUGACAAAAACCAUAUCCAUUAUUCUUCUUCAGGUGUUCAAGAUUUUUCAUAAUCUUGCUCCAUGAUCCUGAGAUCACUCUUGAAUGUUUCUGUUAGCAGAAGGGAUCUUGGGGUGAUAUUUUUCUGCCAGUAUUGUAUUGUAUCUCUUGUUUGUGGUCUUUGUGUUUUGAAAAUUCCUAUUUGGAUGGGAGCAGAUUUGUAUUUUAGGCUCCUUUGCCUAAGUAGUUGCUUUUCAGUUUUACUCAAGGGUUAUAUUCAGAUUACAACCA
Messenger RNA from Ipomoea triloba (trilobed morning glory), 1062 nucleotides. RefSeq lists its product as uncharacterized. NCBI's taxonomy places the organism in Eukaryota, Viridiplantae, Streptophyta, Magnoliopsida, Solanales, Convolvulaceae. The record is from RefSeq and is a predicted model, not a curated record. The transcript is spliced from 3 exons. Bases 430 to 858 code for a protein of 142 amino acids.